This is a messenger RNA of Anastrepha ludens (Mexican fruit fly), 3107 nucleotides long. RefSeq names its product microtubule-associated protein Jupiter-like. The record is from RefSeq and is a predicted model, not a curated record. The transcript has 3 exons. Lineage: Eukaryota; Metazoa; Arthropoda; Insecta; Diptera; Tephritidae. The coding region runs from base 105 to 755 and encodes 216 amino acids.
UUUACUUUUGUCCAUUGUCCAUUUUUGCACGCCGCAAUUUUUGUUCAACUCACAUCACCAUAACCAUCUCCAACGUUUUUCACGAAAAUUAAGUCUUCCGCAAAAUGAGCAAACCCGAUGAAGCAUGUCCACCCCAAACAAUACCGGAGUCAAGUUCAAUUCCUGCUUCUAAUACACCUCAACUCAGUAUUGAUUUGCCAUGCGAGGAUAAGUCGCACGGAAAACAUGAUGUCAACGAUUUGUCAGUACGUUCGCGUAUGACUACAAACGAAGGCGACUCAGCACGUUCGAGAAUGAGCGAACACCCUGAAGUCACCUCACGCUCUAAAGUCUCAAUAAUGGAUCACACUCAAACACGUUUCAAUGCUUCACCGAAGCAUAGUCAUAUGGGUGCUGGUGAUGUGGCCUCGCAAACGCGUCGUGAAACUGGAGUAAAUUCAGAUAGACCAUAUUCAGGUUCGAAAGUGUCACCAUCCCGCAGUAAGCGUAAAGAAGUGUUGGAAGUUUGCGACAACCGUGCACCACCUGUACCAACGCCACGCAAUCCCAUUACCGGUUUGGGUUUGGGUGAAGAUGGUGUUGGAGGCAUAAAGCCGAAGAAACCGAAGGAUCGUCGAGAUGGCAAUCCUGUCACAGGCGAGGGUUAUAAGCCUAGCAAUUCGUUUAACAAUUCAGUACCCAGUCUGAAUGGUGCCAAUCAGGUCAUCAACAAGAAUCGCAUUCCACCAGGUGGAUUCUCGUCAGGUCUCUGGUAAAUACAGUUUAUCGCCUGUGUAUUGUUCGUCCGCCUGAGGAAAAAAUCAACAACAGAGAAGCGAGGGUCUGAGAUGAAGUGAUGAAACCGAUAAAUAAUAAAAAGCAAAUAAAUAACACACAACCAAUACACACAAACAAAAACAACUAAACUAACCGAUCAUCAAACCACAUACGAUAAUUACUGAAAAGUUAAAAAAGCAGUGAAUCCUGCAAAUUUUUAUAGCGAUAAAACAACCGAUGGAUUGAUGGAUGAAUGGAUGGCUGCGGUGCGGUGCGGUGCGGUGCGAUUGAUAUUAUUAACAAAGUGGGGCAGGCAGAUCGAGAAGAAGCAGGAAGAAAGAAAGAAAACUGUCAUUGAAAUAAAGAAGUUUUCCAUUACGGAAAAACGGUAGAAUUGAUAGAAAGAAUUCAGAGAAUUGAAGAAUACAAAAAUAAUUAGUAUUUAAGCUAAUCAAGCAAAAAUUUGUAAACACAAAAACACAUGCUACAUACAAACACGAACACAAAUAUACGCCAACACUGUUAUACAGAAAGCAAAAAAAAAAAAUACAAAUAAAGACCUUUUAGCGAAACAGUUAUAUGGUUACGCACGCAUGCGAUGGAUUCCAAAAUAAACGUCACAAAACCUGCUCCUGAAGAAACUGGCAAACGACGACGGAUAGAAAGAAAAAAUACGAACAAGAGUUAUGCAAUCAAAAAAUAAAUGCGGCAAACAAUUUUUUUAGAGGAAAAAGGAAAAUUAAUAUAAAAAUAAAAUUGAAGCAAUAUUUGAGCAAAAAUGCAAUUACAUGAAUUAAUGACAACUCUUCUAUGUAAUAAUAAUAAUAACAACAACUCUUCUACAAGUAACAAAUGUUCAUAGCAAAAUUGAGUUUUAUGCACUCAAGCAUAAAAUUUUUAAUUUUCCAAAACUAAAAGCGCAAACAACCAUACAAACUGCAUGGCAUUUGGCAUUUUCGUACCACAAUCAUCAACACAAUCGACAUUCCCAAACACAUCAAAUCAAAUUUUUACUUGCAAGCUCUGGAAAUUGCUCCUAGCUUUUGUAUUUGUAUCCUCAUUUAUUCCUCAUCAACACUAACAAACAUAUAUAUGUACGUACAUAUGUAUAUGUCACAUAAACACACGAAACCUUAACGUGUACGAAAAGUGCUCAUCAACGAACUGCAGCUCGAAACAAGAACAACAACAACUCAACGAACUUAACAAACGACGACGUCAAUAUAGACGAUUGGCAGAUGUUGCUUUAGAAACUAAAAACAAAAAAAAAACAAUUAUUUUAAAUAAAAGUAUUUGCUCAAUUUAAAGCUGCAGUUUGUCAGAAAAUUAAAAGAAGUAAACAAUUAUAAAUUACGUACAACAACUGCGUGUGCAUAAAUCUCUUUAGCCGUUUCUUGAAACCAGCCCCGUUUAUAAAUAUUUUGGCGCAGCCCCAACUAGGCGCAAAAAUCUUGAAUUCUACAAACAAUGCAAAAACUCAUCGCUCAAGUGUAGCACCUCCUUCUAACUAUCUGCCAACAAAUACACAAAUACAUACAUCCGUAUCCACAUCCACAUCCACAUCAACAUUAAUGAACUGAAGAAUUAUAAGCUAGCAACAACAACAACAAUGAAAUAUUAAAAUAUUAAUCACUACAUCGUAAUUAAAAACAACAUCAAAAAUCGACAGAAAAAUAUGAAAAAAGUAUAUAUAAUAAAAAAAAAUUCUUCAUACCAUCAUUCAUACAUACAUACUACAUACUCACUCACAAACAUACAUUUAACCAAUUGAAUUCAUUUCUACAAUAUUUGAGAUCUUACAUAAUUAAUUAAUAAUCAUAAAAUGCCUAUGAUUUGCAUUCAUUUAUAUUAAUUAAUAAUUAUAAUUAUGUUCUCCUAAUAUAUAUUUUAUAUCUAUGUAAACGAUACAACAACAAAAAAACCAAUCAAAUAUUACAUUACAUUACGUAUGUAUAACUUAAUAAUAUUAAUUUCAAGUACUUGUAAAAUGCAUGAUUUUACCAAGAUUCUAAAAAUGAACUUUUUUGAGUGAAAGCUAUCUGUUUCCAAAUUAUAAACUCUUAUCACAAAAUAUUUCUGGAACAAUUUUUGCAAUUAUUACUAAAUUAUCAUUUAAUCUAAUAACGUCGCAUACAUACUACAUAUAUACAUACUCGUAUAUUUGUAUAUCCAGUUGUAAUAAAAUAGUAAUGAAUUGAAUUAAAAUACCAUACCAACAUGCAUACAUACGUCUAAAACCCACACACAUUGAUAUACACAUACAUACAUACAUGAACACAUUUGUAAAAAAAUUUUAAACAAAAUUUGUUUAAUAAAUUUCGUAUAUUGAAAAAUUCACUUAAAAAUAAAAA